This is a messenger RNA of Acanthoscelides obtectus, 4649 nucleotides long. The record is from the annotation of a GenBank genome assembly. Lineage: Eukaryota; Metazoa; Arthropoda; Insecta; Coleoptera; Chrysomelidae.
CAUAGAAAAGGGACGAUGUCUGUGGAUGGCUUUACAUUCCAUCUUCCUCCCGUGUUAUGAUAUUAAACGUCAAUGUCAAUUGGUGUCAUGUGUCAAAUCGAAUGAUGGUCUGUCUGAAAAAAUGAAAAGCUGUUUAUUUUCCUCAACAAAAAAUAAACAUGUUUUAAAAUAAUUUCUAAAUGAUUACGAGAAAAAACUAUAUAAAAAUCAUUUCUAUUGAAAUUCUCCUGAAUAUUAUGAGUGAUAUGUAACAAAAGCAGGAAAACAAUGGGGGGCUAUGUUCCAUUUUCAAGAAUCACUGCUGUUUUGUUUAGGAUGAUUCUUAAAGUUUGGGCUUAUUCAGGGCUAGUUUUAAUAGUUUGUUUUCUACUUUAUUAUAUGUAUGGUGGAAUAUUUGCAGUCCUGUUGUUAUUUUUUGCUGUCACGGGUAUUUUAUACCAAGUUCAAGAUAGUCUACUCUUCAAUCCUGAGUUACCUAGUCAUUCCAGAGUCUAUGUACCAAUACCAUCCACAUUCAACCUUCCAUACGAAAGUAUAGUAACAAAAACUGCAGAUGGCAUACAAAUAAACAUGUACUUAAUAUUACAACAAAAAGAUAGACAACAUACAGCCCCUACCAUAGUAUUCUUUCAUGGAAAUGCAGGCAAUAUGGGGCACCGCUUACAGAACUGUGUUGGGCUGUACCACAAUUUACAAUGCAAUAUACUUUUAGUAGAAUAUAGAGGAUAUGGUUUGUCAGAGGGAAGCCCCUCAGAAGAAGGACUUUAUACUGAUGCAAGGGCUGCUAUAGAUUAUCUUUACGCCAGAAGUGAUAUUAAUCAUUCUGAAGUUAUUGUGUUCGGAAGAUCUCUUGGUGGUGCUGUAGCAAUAGAUCUAGCAAUAAGGCCCGAAUAUGUAGGCAAGGUUUGGUGUUUGAUUGUUGAAAACACCUUUACAAGUAUACCAGAUAUGGCAAAAGUUUUACUAGGAUGGAGGAUUUUGCAGUACUUUCCAUUAUUCUUUUAUAAGAAUAAGUUCCUCUCAUAUCAAAAAGUGAAGCAGUUGAGGAUACCCACCCUGUUCAUCUCUGGUCUAGCUGAUAUCCUAGUACCACCUAGAAUGAUGCUGGAACUGUACAACAGAUGCGGCAGCAUCAGAAAACAGAUUUUACAUAUUCCCGCAGGAACGCACAAUGAAACCUGGCAGAUUCAAGGGUACUACCAUUCCAUAGCAGUGUUUUUGCAAAACUGCAGACUGAAAAGUUUUGCCGAAUCGGACAAGCGCUGUGAAUCUGACACGUUAAAGAGUAUGUGGACUAAUGUGCAGGACGUUUAGUAUUAGCUUUUUCUUUAUUUGAAAAUUUGCAGCACAGCUAUGAAGAAAAUUUUAGUAACACAAAGUUUUUUGCUUAGGGAUCCACCAAUACCGAUAUGUCUAACGGCCGAAUUUACCGACAUAUGAAUCGGCCAUAUGACUGCCCAUAUGCCAAUAUAGGCCAACUGAUAUAGAUAGCAAAGUUAAAAACGUUUAAAAUCAUGAUGAAACGAAACUCAAGAGCGAUUUUAAGUCUUGAGUUUUGACUUUCUCAUACUGCAUUAAACUUGUAGCAACUGUGACAGAUAAUGCUUUGCUUACAUAAAGGUGGAUAAAGAAAAAUGUGCAUGCAGACUUUUUUGAAUUCCACAGUCACAUGUACAAUUUGGGCUGUCGUAUUGACUUGCAUGGAAAUUUGUUCAGGUAUACAGAUACAUCUGUAGUCAGCAGCCCAACUUUACAGGCCUACUUAUCAACUAUAUGUUGUGGGUGUGGUCCACAUACUCUCCUGAACAAAAAUACACUCGACCAUGUACGAAAAGAAACGAAGAAUAUCUCCAGUAUAUCUGCCUCUUAUAUAUCGAUAUCGGCGAAAAUCCUAUACCAGUCCAUUUUGAUUUGAAUCUUGAGUGAAAUUUUCUUGUUUGAUAGUACCAUAAUCAAUUUUAUGAGGAACCAUGCUUAAUUAUUGUAUUCAUGACCAUUUGUGAUGAAUGAGCAUUUUUUGAAAUUCAUUCUUUUAUGUGCUGUAAAUCGAGUAAGCACUUGUUUUAAGGGUCAAUUCUUGGGUACAUAUUAAAUUCAAUCGGGGAAACGGCCGCGGUUGUCGAUGGGUAGUGCGUCAAUUGAUCGGCAGUCUGUAUGACGUCAUAGGUAUGCAUUGCGGAAUUUUGACGUAAUUGUAAGGGCCCCCGCAGACUGCAGACUUUCUAUCGGCCACUAGUUUAGUCGGGUUGUCCUGCUAGUGAGCACACCGUGACAACUAAUCAGUUUGGCCGGUGAAGAGUGUGCAGACUAGCCAACAGCCGGCCGACGACGACUAUACCGAACGAUACUAGUUUGUAUCUGACUGUUGAAGUAAGCGGUCGCACAACGAAAAUAAUAUACAACAUUGUCCAGAAAUGUUAUUAUUGCUCUCAUAGAAGGGAGAAGAACAAUCAAGAAGGGAUUCCAAGAGUAUUGGUGUGAUAGAUUAGUUAGCGGAAAUUUUUACACAAUGCAUUCCAAAUUACUUGAUUACCCGAAAAGACACGACCGACCGACGCCUAAACUCGGAGUGAACUGAACUACCAGCCGACUACACAAUAAUCGUGUGUGCGCAAGUGGAAGUUGGCCAACACUGAUUAAGCAGUUGUCCAAUAGUUGGCCGACAGAUUAUUUUGAAGGGAAUCGGGAAGCCCGUCCAAAAUUUUUAUUGGCCGAAACUGAAUCGCUGUAAUGUCCGCAUAUGCAUACCUCUCCAUACUGAUUAAGAAGCCAACCAAAUUAUCGGACGAUACAGUCUGCGAGGGCAUUAGCAUUUCGAGAAAUCCUUUUGUUAUUGUCGAUGUUUGGAUGCGGAUCAUUUGACGUAUAUUACACCCUAUGUAAGAGUAAAUGUAACCCGUUAAAGCUUAUCUUGAGAACGGAUUUUUAAUAGUAUCUAUGAAAAAAUAUUGUCAAGAGCCAUAGGUGGCUAAUGUCCUAAUAGUGAAAUAUCUAAAAUGUAUCCUGUGGUUUUCAUGCUGAUAAUCCCACCUUUGUUUGAUCGAAUUAAACUAUGUACAUAUUUAUUUAAAAUUUCUCUUUAUUGUACGAAGUUUCGGUCCCAACCAACAAAUUCAAACAGAUCAGAAGGAGUCAAGCUUACAUGUUUACAUUGCCCUGUUUGUCGCCAAAAUUGCGAAGUUUUAGUACAUAUUUUGACUCAUUUGUCUACCAAUGACAAUGCCGAAGUGACAGCGUUGUAUCAACAUAAUAAUACCAGUGGAAACAUCUACCUUCAUUAGGAUUGUGCCAUACUUAACUGUAAUGCUGGAACCGCACUCUUGCCAUUUGCCGCAAACUCCAAACCCCUACAAACGCUUGCCUUUUUUUUGAAGAAGCAAACGUCGCCGUCCACACGUUUGCGGGUGCGUCACUGAAAAGGCAACAGGCAAACAUGAAGGACGUCGAACUUGUGUCUGCCGUAGCAUUUGGCUUAAGCUAUUUUGUUAUAAAACCAAAAAAAAGUCAGAUAAAACGAAAAGUACGACCAAGAAGGUGGUGGAUGUUAAAUAUUCAUAUGAAUCGUACCAGGUAAAUGGUAUUUGUUUUAAUGAAAUUGAUAUUUAGUUUCAAAAAUAGUACCUAUCACAAACGCUUGUGGCAAACUCCUUUUGAUUUGCGACCAAAAAACCGACACCCGAUCGGAUCGGCUACAAGCGCUUUCAAACCCACGCAAACCAAGCCAAACGCUCUAUCCGCAUGUUUGCGUUUGUGACGAUUUGGCAAGCGUUCGGUUCCGGCAUAACAAGUACAAUAUCUUCAAAUACGACAAUUAUCUGCAGACACUCGCAUUUGUAAAAAAUAACAGUAAAUAUACGAAUUUAAUGACAAAACUUCAAUCCUCACUUAAGACUUUGAGAACUAGGAAAUAAAUCCUUGACUGGCUUCUUCUAGACUGAAAAUCGUUGGUGGCCUUUUCCAUAGUCAAUUUGGCCAUUGGGACCGAUUGAAUAAAGAGGAAUUUUAAACACAGAUGUGGUUUGAUUUGGCCAGGCAAACAUAUUGGAUUAUCUUGAGCUGUUAAACACAACAGAAGAGACUCUCGGGAUUGAGAUGGAUAUGUAUAUGUGUACAGGCUGAAUUUAUGUUCUGCAAACUUCAUUCAAGAUGUGAUGUUUAGAAAAUUAUUUUCAAAUGUUUAAACUGAAUUUUAGUUUUUAUAGCCUUAUCAGAUGUCAUAAACUUUUUGAGCAGUAGUUAUUGUUGGGUCUACCAGAUACAAAAAUAAUAUGCUUUUCUCAAUGAUCUGUGACUAACUUUGUUUCCUUGACAAAACUCUGUAUACCCAUAUUGUUUGACCUUGCAGAAUAAAGGUACUCACAGUUAAGAGCUAACUAUACCUACUGUUUGCAUGGAUAUUAUGAAGUGUUUAUUUCAUAUAUUUGUGAUACAUUUUUAGUCUAUUUAUUCCUUUCUUUAUCUAUGUUUUGUAUAUAUGAAUACUGAAUAUAAUUAUAUAUUUUGGAAGAUAUUUUUUUAAAUAACUUACUACAUAGCUUACUAUUUGGAACACAAUUGAUGGGGUAGUAACAUCUGUUUGGUGAAUUCUCUUGUGAAUGGAGAGGGAGAAAUAAUAAAAAUAAAUGAACAGUAUGUACAUAUAUAACAUA